Molecule: messenger RNA, 1602 nt
Organism: Bolinopsis microptera
Lineage: Eukaryota; Metazoa; Ctenophora; Tentaculata; Lobata; Bolinopsidae
Exons: 6
Coding region: 16-816 (266 amino acids)
Biological process (GO): phosphatidic acid biosynthetic process
Cellular component (GO): endoplasmic reticulum
Molecular function (GO): 1-acylglycerol-3-phosphate O-acyltransferase activity
Source: RefSeq, a predicted model, not a curated record
UACUACUAGUUAGCCAUGUGGUUGUUAUACCUCGCCGCCACCACCCUUCUCACCCUCCUCCUCAGCCUCCUCUCCAAACAUGUCAACUACAUCCUCAGGAUGGUCCUUUACUCUUGGGUUUUCCUGGUGUUAGCUGUGGUUCACAUGGUUUAUUGUCCGUUCUUCCCUAAAAACAGAGAUAACACCUACACACUUGCUCCCCUAUUUUACCAUCUCUCCAGAUUAUUAUUGGGUAUAACAGUAGAAGCUGAGGGUGAAGAACACCUGGAGUCUCACGAGGGUGGUUACAUUCUCUCCCCCAAUCACCAGUCUUCUCUUGAUACUUUGUGUAUUGCUAGGAUCUGGCCCCACAGAGCCAUCAUUCUGAUGAAGCGCUCCCUAUUAUACGUUCCCUUCUUUGGAUGGGCGGCUUAUCUCAGUGGCCACGAGUUUAUAACACGUAAAAGUGGAGCCAGCGGGGAAGUGCGUGACCACAUGAACUUAAUAAAUGAGCGUAUAAAGAAUGAACGGCUCCGUGUUUGUGUAUUCCCUGAAGGAACCCGAAACAAGGCCUUCGAUGGGAAAAUGCUUCCCUUCAAGAAAGGUGGAUUCCAUAUGGCGCAACAAUGUCAAGCUCCGAUAGUACCAGUUGUGAUAUACAUUCCACCGUCACUAUACGAUGGUAAGAACUGGGUGUUCAACAGCGGGGUGAUAAGAAUGAAGGUUCUAGAACCCAUCUCCACCGUGGGUCUCUCCUCUGAUGACGUCACUGAACUGACGAACAGUGUCCAGACUAAAAUGCAGGAAGCACUGGAUGAGCUCAGCAAGAGGGCUUAAAAAGCUGUGAUACUAUAGAUUAAAUGCUCAUAAAUUAGUAUGAGUGAUAUAUUGCAGUACUAAUUAUUACGAUUUUAUCCUAACUGAAUUCGAAAUGCCUUUCCACAACAGGUAGUUUCGUUGGAAAGGAAAUAACAAGAUGAUUUUCUUGUUUGUGUAACAAAUUUGAUAGUCUGUUGUUUUAACCUUCCUUUAGCAGUAUUUAUGAUAGUAUAAAUAAAUAGAUAAAUAAUAAAUAAGUAUUAAAGUAUUGUAAUCGAGUAAAGUAUUUAUGUAAAGAUCGAGAAUUUAUAGCCAUGAUGUAGCAAAACUUAAUUUAAUUUGGGUCCUCAUAUAAUAGAGUUUUCUCUUCCUGUAAAUUAGAGUUUAUUGAAGCCUAGCCCUUAGCUGCAUCACAUUCCCUUUGAUCACAUCACUUUGCGUCCGGUUAUCAUUUAAAGUACCCGUUUCGUUGUUUAGGAGUAAAGUUGAACUUCUGUAAUGUUGUUGUCGCUUAAAAGUUUGAAAUGACAGUGUUUUGCUAGUGUUUAUUUUUGAUUUGGUAAUUUUGUACUGCUGUACAGAGUUUGGCAAUUAAGACCAUGUUUGAUUUUUCAGUGUCGUUAUCAACAUUUAAAAAAAUGAAUUUGUAUUUCAAAUUGAUUCCGUUAUUGCGACUGAUUAGUAUUUGGUUUUAUAUUUAUGAGAAUACGGAUCAGCCUGAUGAAUUAUAAUACUUUCUGUGAGUUUUAUCAUUGUACAAUAAUUUGUCUGUUAAUAUUAUAACGUAUCUAUCUUAAUCGGUUA